GCCUUCCUCAACCUCAGAAAUGGAAAGUGAAGGAGAGAACGCCAUUAGCGAUGAUCAAGAACAAGCUAAAUUGCCAGAUAGAUCACUAACGUUCACUGCUCGUGGAAGUGAGAUCCAAAACGUCAUUGCUUUGCUAACUGACGACAGACAAGCCGUCGUGUCUCUUAAUGGAGGACCAGGGUUUGGAAAGACAGCAAUAGCUAUCGAAGUGUCGCAUAAGCUCAGAGAAGACCGUACAAUUCUCGUUAUAUUUUCUCAUUUAACUACCGCCAAGAAUGCGGAUGAGAUGGUCCGCAGACUCUGUCUUGAUGUCGGAGUUAACUACGAGCACGAUGACCCAAAGCCAUCGCUGUUUCUCUGGUUGAAACGUGCCAAAGCCAAAGUCAUUUUUGUGCUGGAUGAUGUCGAUAACCUGCUUGAAGAAAACAACCGAUCUGAUUUCUACGACUUCCUCUACUUGUUAAGGAAGAUUGGAAAUUGCCAGAUGAUUACUACUUCAAGAGCGUCUUAUCUGAUUCCCGAGCUCAUUGUUAGUCAAGUGAAUGUUGAAGAGAUGGACGAAGUAGCAUGCAUGGAAUUUCUGAGAAAAAAAUGCCCUGAUGAGAAUAAUGAAUGUUUGCGAAGACUAGCCACACUGUGUGGUAACAUUCCCCUUGCCAUGUCCAUUGCUGCAUCUCAAGUUGGUGACUUUGAAGAUACCAAUGAAUUUCUGCAUUACCUAAAAGAGCAACCAUUAAAAACUCUGCAACGUCCUGAGAGCAAUAUCUUCGUCCAUAAGGCAAUACAUUUGUCUUACGCCAGGCUGGAUAAAGAACAAAAGGAAGCAGCACUACGUUGGGCCACAUUUGAAGGAGAUUUUAGCGAAGAAGCCGCAGGUGUCGUGAUCGAGAAGGACAAGUUGGACACAAAACGGAUCCUGAAAAAUUUGUUUUCCCGCAGCUUGAUCAAAAAGACACCGGAGAAUCGAUACGUCAUUCAUUCUUUGAUCAAACAUUUUUUAACCGAUCACCUGAAAGGCGAACACGAUAUGGCUCUAUCAGCGACUGCAGAGUAUUUGAUGGUGAAAUAUUACCUAAAGUUGGGACACGACCUAACUAUGCAGAGUUAUUCCAAAGACAGAUACAAGCAAAACAGAGAAGCCUUAAAGCAAGAAGCACACAACAUCCAACACGUGCUCAAAAUGUGUUGCGAGCAAGCAGAUCCGACAACCUCCCAAAUCCCUGACUGCAUGGCGGACAGUGAAAUCUAUACCACAUCGGCCAGAUUCUUUUCCCUAUUCGUAAGAACAAUUAUUCCUGGAUCUAUCGUCGACGAGUUUUUAGAACGGUGUGCACAGCUGGCCCAAGGGAGGGAAGAACUUGCAAAGAAAAUAGCUUUUGACUGUUUGUUAGCAGACCAAGAACGCAGCAAAACAAUUGGUAAAUCCGACGAAAAGUUUGUUUCGAUGAUGGGAGACAUCAAUAAAGUGUUCGUUGCGCACGAGGAAGAGUUAAAGCAAGACAAGUCACUUUGUGCUCAUUACUACUACCAAAAUGGCAGAUAUUUACUUCGUAAAGCUGAAAGUGAGACUGAGGAUCGUGAGGCUCGUCUAGAUCUACAGUUCAAAGCUCUCGAGGAGCUAGAAAAGUCAUUGAAAUUGAGAAAAGUUUUGCCCAGCGAGUCCGUGGCGAGAGCGGACGAGGUUUACUCGUUGUUACAACUUGGAAAUACAUGGAAAAGAAUUUCUGGAAGCAGCGAGAAGUCUCUUAAUUGGAGAAGGCAUAUCAGUUUUACAGAUGGUUUGGAAAAUGCCCAAAUUCGUUACAAAGAAGCUUUGGAGCUGUCGCAAGAUGUUUUUGGAGAACACGAACUUACCUCGGCUUGUUUGAAGAAUUUUGGUGAUCUGUUCCUAACCUCCAAGCGAUAUGAGGCCGCCGUACGAAAUUACACUCGGGCUAAAAAAAUGCGGGAGGAUCUUGGUCUGCACGCUAGCGAAAGUCAUGUUUACCUACUAAACAAUCUAGGAAUUUCCCUGAAGGAAAUUGGGCGGCUAGAGGAAGCUAUUGAAGUUCUGGAGAAUGCUCGGGACUUGGCAGAGAAACGUUCGGAAAGUGAAAAGCCAAAUGCUUGCAAGGCAAAGGUAUAUUUAAAUCUAGCUGUCAUUCUGCAUUUGAUUCAACCAUAUUCCGAACGUGCAGUUGCAUACGCAAAAAAAGCAUUGGAAUUGGAAAACAUAGAUAAGUUUGCAAGAUUUGAAUAUGAACAACUUCUGGAUAUAUCAACAAAUGGUGCUAAUGAAAAGUAA
Messenger RNA from Dendronephthya gigantea, 2284 nucleotides. RefSeq lists its product as uncharacterized. Gene Ontology annotation, molecular function: ADP binding; protein binding. The record is from RefSeq and is a predicted model, not a curated record. The transcript has a single exon. Lineage: Eukaryota; Metazoa; Cnidaria; Anthozoa; Malacalcyonacea; Nephtheidae. The coding region runs from base 20 to 2284 and encodes 754 amino acids.